This is a messenger RNA of Fusarium mangiferae, 1269 nucleotides long. RefSeq lists its product as uncharacterized. Gene Ontology annotation, biological process: GPI anchor biosynthetic process. Lineage: Eukaryota; Fungi; Ascomycota; Sordariomycetes; Hypocreales; Nectriaceae. Bases 1 to 1269 code for a protein of 422 amino acids. Gene Ontology annotation, molecular function: alpha-1,4-mannosyltransferase activity; GPI mannosyltransferase activity. The record is from RefSeq and is a predicted model, not a curated record. Gene Ontology annotation, cellular component: membrane; glycosylphosphatidylinositol-mannosyltransferase I complex. The transcript is spliced from 3 exons.
AUGCCUUCAAUAACCCCCUUCCUACGCACAACGCCACUCUUCACUAUAUCUCUCUUCCUCCGCCUCGCUCUUCUCUUCUAUGGCCUCUAUCAAGAUGCCCAUUCAGCCCUGAAAUACACAGACAUCGACUACCUUGUCUUUACCGACGCUUCCCGCUUCGUCGCUGAAGGCUCAUCACCAUAUGCCCGCGACACAUAUCGCUAUACGCCUCUGCUCGCCUGGCUGCUCCUACCAACCGUCCGAUUCUCCGCCUUUGGAAAGCUGGUCUUUGCUGCGGCUGAUCUCUUGGCGGGAUGGCUUAUUCUGCGUGUGCUUAGACGGAGGGGUAUGGAUGAAGCUACUGCUGGGGGCUUUUCCGCGCUGUGGUUAUGGAACCCUAUGGUAGCGACUAUCAGUACCCGUGGAAGUUCGGAAGGCCUCUUGGGCGUGUUGACGAUGGGUUUAUUAUGGGCUGUUGAGCGACGAAAACUCAGUCUUGCUGCGAUCAUUCUUGGAUUGUCGGUUCACUUCAAGAUAUACCCCUUCAUCUAUGCACCAGCUAUUGUGUGGUGGAUGGACGAUGCUCGCUUAGGUAAAGAGACAAAGGCUGCUACUCGUCCUUCAUCGUAUAAGGGAGCAGUCUCAAACUUCUUCACGCCGGAUCGCCUCAAGUUUGGACUUCUCAGUCUCAUAACGUUCAUGAUUCUCAACCUCAUCAUGUUCUCCAUUUAUGAGACCCCGUUCCUUGUGCAUACUUACUUUCACCAUGUCACAAGGGUCGACCACCGUCACAACUUCUCACCUUACAAUGUCCUGUUGUAUCUCACCUCUGCCACUCCCGCUGAUGCUGCACCUUCAUUCCGUAUCGAGUCGUUCGCUUUCCUCCCUCAACUUCUUCUAUCCUGCGUUCUCAUUCCUCUCGCUAUUGCCAAGCGCGAUCUUGCAACAGCCAUGAUGGCUCAGACAUUUGCUUUCGUUACAUUUAACAAAGUCUGUACCUCCCAAUACUUCCUUUGGUACAUGAUCUUUUUACCACUUUAUUUGCCCAACUCAUCUUUCCUCCGCGACCCCAAGUUGGGCAUCUCAGCACUGUUCCUCUGGGUAGUCUCCCAAGCUGCCUGGUUGCAACAAGGUUACCAGCUCGAGUUUCUCGGCAUCAGUACCUUCUUCCCAGGCCUUUGGUUGGCCUCGCUCGGCUUCUUCUUGGUUAACUGCUGGAUUCUGGGCGUCAUCAUUAGUGACGGUGCUGCUCAGUCAACACGAUCGACCAUUAAGUUCCACGUCGAAUAA